GUCCCCUUCUCCAGGAGAUCUUCCCAACCCAGGGAUCCAACUCAAGUCUCCUAUGUCUCCUGCAUUGGCAGGCGGGUUCUUGACCACUAGUGCCACUGAGAAGCCUUUCCAGGUACUACCCUGUCCUUCCCCACACACACACACACACACAAAAGCAUUAUUCAAACUCUAGGAGGCAUUUGCAGUCAAUUUCUAUGAUGAUGAAAAGCUUUAAAAGUCCUUAUAGUCCUAUAAAGACAUUCAGGAAGAAACAUGUUUCAUGCUGGUUUUCUUUUAAAACUAAAGACUAGAUGAAUAUAUAUGGUUAACAGGCACACAACAUUGUUAGUAAUCAACUGUAAUAUGUUUUUUUUUUAAUUAGCUGGAAUACCAUGUUUUACUAUUUACUUAUCUUCACGCCUUCCUUUCUUGAGUCUGUUUUGCUGUGCUGACAUCACAAGCAGAAGGCUGGGGCUGGUCAUGCUUGAAUUGUGACAUCAGGAGCAAAACUGUGGGCAGUCUCAAGGAGGGGGUCCAACGCGAUAGGGGGACCACAGAACAGUAGCCAAAGGGAAAGGUGAGAAGGUGGUCGUCCAAUCCCGGGGGAUGUAAAGGGGUGGGGUUGGGGCGCACUGGGCUGGGAGUCCUCCCAGUAGCUGGUGACCUGGGGCCUCGCGCCCCCCACCCCAACGCGGGCCUAAGCACCCAAGUGUUCUCUUCCCUCCAUCCACAGGGCAGCAAGCCUCUGGCUCUCCUUGACAUGCAGAGAGUUUCGCGGCCAGUCCAGGACCAAGCCCCAGCCCUGCAGCCCACUGCCAAGCUCUCAGGAGCUCCCCAAGGCCAGUUCCUGAUGAAUGACAGCAGUCUCUGCACGCUGGAGGACCAAGUCCUCUGUCCCGUUUGCCUGGAGGUGUUCCGCAACCCGGUCACCACCGCCUGCGGGCACAACUUCUGCAUGAGCUGCCUCCAGGGUUUCUGGGACUACCAGGCCACCAUGGGCGAGCCCCUCUACUGCCCCCAGUGCCGGGAGAGCUUCCCCACACGGCCUCGCCUCUGCAAGAAUGUCAUCCUGGAGGAGAUGGUGACCUGUUUCACCCAGGCCAAGGGCCAGACCUUGGGGUCCUCACGGAGCCUGGCCGGGCCCAGGGACGUGCCCUGCGACUUCUGUGCUCCCGAGAAGCUCAAGUCCAUCAAGUCGUGCCUGCAGUGCAUGGCCUCCCUGUGCGAGAAGCACCUGCGCAGCCACUUAGAGGACCAGGUGUUCCAUGGGCACCAGCUGCUGGAGCCCGUGUGGGACCUCAAGAGCCGGCUGUGCCGCAAGCACCGCAAGCUCCGGCGGCUGUACUGCCGCACCGAGGGCUGCUGCGUGUGCGGGGCCUGCCUGCUGGAGGAGCACAAGAACCACGACACCAUCCCACUGGAGGAGGAGCGCGCGCGCAAGGAGGUCGAGGUUCGGAAGGUCCAGGCCAACGUGGAGAACCAGAUGUUGAUCAUCACCUCUGACAGCCAAAAGCACCGGGGCCAGGUGGCUUUUCUCUCGAAAUUGAUCCAGACGACUCGGGACGAGGUGAACGCCUGCUUCUCAGAGAUCAUCCAGGAUAUCAAACAGAUGCAGAUGAAAGUGCUGGAUUUCGUGGAGAAAGAGGAGGCUGCCGCCCUGGGGAAGCUGGGCGGCUCCAUCCAGCAGAGUCACAACCGGCUCCUGAAGCUGGAGGGGGACAGCAUCUGGCUCCGCAGCCUGCUUGCCAACCGCAGCGACCAGCAGUUUCUGCAGGCAAGGCCCCUCCCUACCCCCACCGCCCAGGCCCAUCGCAACGUCCACUGGGCUGCAGGGGCUUUGACAGCCCUAACUCAGAUGUCUGAAAAGCCAGGAGGAGGGGAGCAAGCUGUCUGGGUUUGA
Bubalus bubalis (water buffalo) is the source of this 1879-nucleotide messenger RNA. Its product is annotated as E3 ubiquitin-protein ligase TRIM47. Lineage: Eukaryota; Metazoa; Chordata; Mammalia; Artiodactyla; Bovidae. The transcript has 4 exons. The record is from RefSeq and is a predicted model, not a curated record. Gene Ontology annotation, molecular function: zinc ion binding. Bases 740 to 1879 code for a protein of 379 amino acids.